UUCGUCAUCGUCCAGCCCAUCCGCUUCACCCCGACAACCCAGCUCUGGCCAUGUGCCGAGCCAACUUGCUCCACCUUGGCCAUUUAAUCCUCAGGAGACAGCUCUAAUCCGCGCCGGUUAUCGCCCUGCAUUCAAACCGAACAUUGCGAAGAACGAGGAUCCUACCCCGCAAGCCAUUUCUAAGGCAAGAAGCACUCUUCCGCCAUGGCCGAACCAAGAGCCCGUGCCGCUAGGCACAAGGGCCAGAUGAACUUUGCCGCCGAAUUGCGCCUCCUCCUUCUAGCAUAUGGUGACCCAAGCCCGCACCCAUCUUUCCCUUCGGAGCCCCUUCCUGAAACGGUCCGUGUACUCGAUGAGAUUGUUACCGACUUUGUUCUGGAGAUGUGCCACGGCGCAGCUCAGUAUGCCGCCUACUCGCGCCGUCAGAAGAUCAAGGUUGAUGACUUCCGGUUUGCGCUGCGCCGCGAUCCUAAUAAACUCGGUCGUGUCCAGGAGCUCUUGCGUAUGGAGCGUGAAUUGAAAGAGGCUCGAAAGGCGUUCGAUCAGAAUGAUGACCAGGUUGGAAACUUGAAGGAUGCUAGCAAGAAGGAGCUUGAGGACCUGGGCGAUGGUGCCGAUAGCAAGAAGAGCAAGGGAAAAGGAAAGAGAACUGCUAGAAGAGAUUCAGAUGCUACGGAAGAUACGACUGUUUCGAAGAAGAGGAAGACCGGUUAAGUUGGUAACCGAUGUCUCUCAACUAUUUUCGAUAUCUUUCUGCUCUCCAAUUUCUUUUACUUCUCAGGCGUUCUAGUUCCGGUCACGGCUUUUAAACAAAUUUAGGAUACCACUUGUGUCAGGGCAGGGCGUUAUUGGGAAAUUGAUCCGGGCUCCUUCCUAAACUUGGGAUUGAAAGAUAAAACCAAUGCUCAUG
Aspergillus alliaceus is the source of this 910-nucleotide messenger RNA. RefSeq names its product putative transcription initiation factor TFIID subunit 13. Gene Ontology annotation, biological process: RNA polymerase II preinitiation complex assembly; transcription by RNA polymerase II. NCBI's taxonomy places the organism in Eukaryota, Fungi, Ascomycota, Eurotiomycetes, Eurotiales, Aspergillaceae. Bases 205 to 714 code for a protein of 169 amino acids. The record is from RefSeq and is a predicted model, not a curated record. The transcript has 3 exons. Gene Ontology annotation, molecular function: protein heterodimerization activity. Gene Ontology annotation, cellular component: transcription factor TFIID complex.